Molecule: messenger RNA, 2722 nt
Organism: Crotalus tigris (Tiger rattlesnake)
Lineage: Eukaryota; Metazoa; Chordata; Lepidosauria; Squamata; Viperidae
Product: zinc finger protein 665-like
Exons: 3
Coding region: 40-2586 (848 amino acids)
Biological process (GO): regulation of transcription by RNA polymerase II
Molecular function (GO): DNA-binding transcription factor activity; RNA polymerase II cis-regulatory region sequence-specific DNA binding
Source: RefSeq, a predicted model, not a curated record
GAAUAGAACCUUCGCUACUGCGCAGGCGCCAUGUGACUCAUGGUUGGCAGGAAACAGGUCGCCUAUUGGUCGGUCUGGGGAGGCCAGCGAUUGGCAGGAAGACUCGUCGGGGCGGUCCGUUCAAAACAAAGAGGAAGAGUACCCGGUAAACGUGCAAAAGCCUCGCAGCGAAGUUCCGCCUCCACUUCCGGGAUCGAACAGAACCGAAGCGCCUCAUUGAUUCGGCCGCGGGCAGGCUCGCAAUCCAGAAGGCAGGAAGGAGGCGCCGCCCGAGAGGAGAGGAGGCCCCAUGUAAUACCUCCGGGAGGAGACGGCGUGGAAGACCUGGAAGGGAUGAGCCAAAGGGGAUCCCGCGAAAGGAGGCCGCCUGGAUGGAGAAGCGGGAAGCAGAACACCGGCAGAGAUCCCGACACGAGCCUGGAGGUCAGAAGAGGCGGAAGACUCAGGGAUCCCCAGAUAAUCCAGGAGGGAGGAAAGAAACAUAAAUGCCCGGAAUGUGGAAGAUCCUUCAAAACAAAAGGAAGUCUGGAAAUGCAUCUAAGAAUCCACACAGGAGAAAAACCAUAUGGAUGCCCAGAGUGUGGAAAGAGCUUCAGUCAGAGGGGAAACCUUUGUAAACACCAAAGGAUCCACACUGGAGAGAAACCACAUAAAUGCAUGGAGUGUGGAAAGAGGUUCAGUCAGAGUAGCAGCCUUUAUACACACCAAAGAAUCCACACUGGAGAAAAACCAUAUAAAUGCCUGGAAUGCGGAAAGCGUUUCAGUGUAAGGGGACACCUUUAUACACAUCAAAUGAUCCACUCAGGAGAGAAACCGCAUAAAUGCAUGGAGUGUGGAAAGUGCUUCAGUCUGAGAGGAAACCUUUAUACACAUCAAAGGAUCCACUCAGGAGAGAAACCGCAUAAAUGCAUGGAGUGUGGAAAGAGCUUCAGUCAGAGGAGCAACCUUUACGUACAUCAAAGGAUCCACUCAGGAGAAAAACCGUAUCAAUGCCUGGAGUGUGGAAAGAGUUUCAAUCAGAGCAGCGGUCUUUAUAAACAUCAAAGAAUCCACUCAGGAGAGAAUCAGCAUAAAUGCCUAGAGUGUGGAGAGAGCUUCCCUCGGAGCAGCACCCUUUAUGUACAUCAAAGGAUCCAUUCUGCAGAAAAACCAUAUAAAUGCCUGCAGUGUGGAAAGCACUUCAAUGUGAGGGGAAACCUUUAUACACAUCAAAGAAUCCACACAGGAGAAAGACCACAUAAAUGUCUGGAGUGUGGAAAGAGAUUCAGUCAGAGGAGUAGCCUUUAUACACAUCAAAGGAUCCACUCAGGAGAAAAACCACAUAAAUGCCUGGAGUGUGGAAAGAGAUUCAGUCGGAGGGGACAUCUUCAUACACAUCAAAGGAUCCACACAGGAGAAAAACCAUAUAAAUGCCUGGAGUGUGGAAAGAGCUUCAGUCAGAGGAGCAGCCUUUAUGUACAUCAAAGAAUCCAUUCAGGAGAGAAACCGUAUGAAUGCCUGGAGUGUGGAAAGAGCUUCAGUCAGAGGAGCAACCUUUAUACACAUCAAAGAAUCCACUCAGGAGAGAAACCUUUUAAAUGCCUGGACUGUGGAAAGAGCUUCAGUCAGAGGGGACACAUUUAUACACAUCAAAGAAUCCAGUCAGGAGAGAGACAAUAUAAAUGCAUGGAGUGUGGCAAGCGCUUCAAUCUGAAGACCACACUUUAUACACAUCAAAGGAUCCACUCAGGAGAAAAACCACAUAAAUGUCUGGAGUGUGGAAAGAGCUUCAUUCAGAGGGGAAACCUUUAUACACAUCAAAGGAUCCACUCAGGAGAAAAACCACAUAAAUGCCUGGAGUGUGGAAAGAGCUUCAAUGGGAGGGGAAACCUUUAUACACAUCAAAGGAUUCACACAGGAGAAAAACCUUACAAAUGUCUGGAGUGUGGAAAGAGCUUCAGUCAGAGGAGCAGCCUUAACGUACAUCAAAGAAUCCAUUCAGGAGAGAAACCGUAUGAAUGCCUGGAGUGUGGAAAGAGGUUCAGUUUUCAAGGAAACCUUUAUGCACAUCAAAGAAUCCACUCAAGAGAGAAACAGUAUAAAUGCCUGGAGUGUGGAAAGAGCUUCAGUCAGAGGGGAGACCUUUAUAUACAUGAAAGAAUUCACCCUGGAAAAAAACCAUAUAAAUGCCUGGAGUGUGGAAAGCCCUUCAGUCAGAGGAAAAGCCUUUCUAAUCAUCAAAGGGUUCACAAUAGAGAAAAAGAGUAUAAAUGCCUGGAGUGUGAAAAGAGCUUCAGUCAAAGGGGACACCUUUAUAGACAUCAAAGGAUCCACUCAGGAGAAAAAGCACAUAAAUGUCUGGAGUGUGGAAAGAGCUUCAAUGGGAGGGGAAACCUUUAUACACAUCAAAGGAUCCACACAGGAGAAAAACCUUAUAAAUGUGUGGAGUGUGGGAAGAGCUUCAGUCAGAGGAGCAACCUUUACGUACAUCAAAGAAUCCAUUCAGGAGAGAAACCGCAUAAAUGCUUGGAGUGUGGAAAGAGCUUCAGUCAGGGGGGACACCUUCAUAGACAUCAAAGAAUCCACAUAAGCAGAGAAACCCUAUAAAUGCCAAUUUAGCUUGGAAACAUUGCAGUUACCUUUUUAAAAAAAUAACGGCUGCUAGCCAGCUCAAGCAUCUUCAGCUAGCAAAAGCAAAAAACGGAGCUGGCUUGGCACUUGUUUGGCCAUGUGGCCAUGGACA